Metopolophium dirhodum (rose-grain aphid) is the source of this 1196-nucleotide messenger RNA. RefSeq lists its product as uncharacterized. NCBI's taxonomy places the organism in Eukaryota, Metazoa, Arthropoda, Insecta, Hemiptera, Aphididae. The record is from RefSeq and is a predicted model, not a curated record. The coding region runs from base 633 to 1175 and encodes 180 amino acids. The transcript has 3 exons.
UCGUUAUAGCCGAUAUCGAAAGAUAUACAAAAAUUUACAUUUCGUAGUCGUUGUGUCUUACUCACUCGCGGUCGUUCUCGGCCGGACUGAAAAUCGAGUCCCAAAAAUAAACAACCUCGUCUGCAUGUUGUAAUAAUAUCGCUUUGUGGGUAACUUAUUGGUACCUACAUAUUAUUAAAGACACGCGCGCACACCGUCAACGAUCGUCAUCGAAAUUCCUCGCGGAAACGUGAUAGGACUGUCAAGCGAUCUCAACCGCGACGUCUGAUAGGAAUUAAAAACACAAAAGUUUCAAAAUCGGACGCGUCAAAAUAUAAAAAAUUGUAACAAUAGGUAACGCGCCCUCUUUGGUGAUCCUUAUCGCGCGUCACACAUUUCACUCGAGACUUGGCUAGGCAAUCACGACUUUCGCUUACCUAUAUAUUAUGUAUAUUAUGUACUAAAUUUAUACUAAACCAUUGUACAACGUGAUUUUAAUCAUCUAUCAAUCAUUCGCUGUAGUAAAAAAAUAUCGUACUUACCUAGCGCACACGCACAAUAUACAAUAAUAUUACUAUCGUUUUUUUUUCUUACGGGACCGUGGUGUAUACGUCAUAUGUUCGUGCGAAGACGACGACGAUGGCGACAGUCCGAUGUCGCAUUACUAUGAUCGACCACCACUGCAGGUGGACUACAAAAUACGCUACGUCGUCGUCGUCGCCAUCAUCAUCGUAGGGCAACCACCGUACGGCGGCGCCGUGGCCGCUAUGAAGUUGGACAGCAACAUGAACGUGAUGUCGCGUAGCAGCACGUGGCCCGUGGUGGUGGUCCGGCUGGAACACGACGGCGGCGUGCACGUGAUCGACAACGGUCCGUCCGACGACGGGCCGUGCACCGCGGCCACGGACGACUUGACCGGCUUGUUCGGCGUUGUCGGCGGUGGCGGCGGUGGCGUGGACACUAAUGGCGGCGGCGGCGCGGCCGCGACCGACACUUGUCCGCUGGCGCCGCUGUCCGCUCGCAAGCGGGCCACGCUGCAGCGGCACUACUAUCCGGAAGGCGGCUGGGGAUGGGUGAUCGUGGCCACCGCGGUCGCUGUUCACGUGAUCAACCACGGGCUCCAACUCUCGGCGGCCGUCAUGCUGAGACCCGCGGCCGACAAGCACGGUCAGCCGGUGGUCAAUACAGGUGAGUGAUUUCAUACAAACAACGUUCUA